Messenger RNA from Kockovaella imperatae, 575 nucleotides. RefSeq lists its product as hypothetical. Lineage: Eukaryota; Fungi; Basidiomycota; Tremellomycetes; Tremellales; Cuniculitremaceae. The transcript has 3 exons. Gene Ontology annotation, cellular component: pericentric heterochromatin. Gene Ontology annotation, molecular function: chromatin binding. Bases 196 to 495 code for a protein of 99 amino acids. The record is from RefSeq and is a predicted model, not a curated record. Gene Ontology annotation, biological process: chromatin organization; negative regulation of transcription by RNA polymerase II.
CACCUUUGACCCGUUGAAGUAGCGACCAGGCGUGCAUCGGUAGCUUCAUAAGAACGUUCGACACGGCAUCACGAGCCCUAUUGGCAGGCAGGCAGGCAUCUUCUCAUCGUCUCUUCGCUUAGGGGCCAGUGCUCCCAUCAAUAUCGAUCGUCCACUUAGCUCGUAUCAUUGCUCCGCCGCGUAGAGCCCACCGUCAUGGCCAGACUCAAGUCCCAAUCUCGUUCGGCAGGUCCGAAAGAAGCUAUGGAUGUCGAUGGGGUGGAGAACAUAGUCGAUGCACCGGAAGAGGAGGCCAAAGCCGCCACCAAUGGAGCAGCUGAAGGCGAAGAGGAGCAAGAGGAGGGAGAUGGUGAUGAGGAGGAGGAAGAGGAGGGAGAGUACGAAGUGGAGAGCAUUGUAGACCAUAAGAUGCAGAAUGGCAAGUACAUCUACCUCGUUUCAUGGAAAGGCUACGGUCCAGAACACAACACCUGGGAGCCAGAAGCUCACGUGUGAGUCUGAUCACGGACUUCCUUUGCCCUAGCCUCGAACACUUUGCCUGACCUGACACAGUGACCAUGCCGAAGAGAUUGUCU